Messenger RNA from Morchella importuna, 1233 nucleotides. RefSeq lists its product as uncharacterized. The transcript is spliced from 2 exons. Lineage: Eukaryota; Fungi; Ascomycota; Pezizomycetes; Pezizales; Morchellaceae. Bases 1 to 1233 code for a protein of 410 amino acids. The record is from RefSeq and is a predicted model, not a curated record.
AUGACAUUGGAUUGUGCCGCUCCAUCACCGGAUCUUGAGAAAGAUGUUCUCAAAGAACAGACCAUCUUAAAUCAUCUUCCAUCCCUGAGGGACAAAAAACUCGAGAAUGACACUAUUGGUCAUAUCACUCCAACUCGCGAGAAAGCUCAGGGAGACCACCAGCAUCUCCAUCCAACUGUCAGGGACACCUAUGAGGUGAAAGCUGGAAUUCUUGUCGAUGGAGAAGUUCUUUAUACCAACAGGGACCUGGGUUUCAUCGUUGAGAUCGAACGGACCUUGACAAGAAUGGAUGAUGAACUAAGCGUCCCCGCAACACUCCCUCCUGGCGAUCAUAAAUCCACUUCUUGUCUAGGAGAGACUCAGAGCCUUGAAACCAGCUACUCAUCUCUGAAGCCUAUCUCUCCCGGAUUCUCACAGCACCGCCAGACACGAUCACCCCAGGCCAGCAAUUCUCAUAGAGAGUUUGUAGUGCCUUCUCCAAUUGAACCCAUCAAGGUCUCUAUGUAUAAACCCGCUAUAGAUCCAAAGGGUACUAUUGCGUCACAUAGCCCCAGGGAGCAGGGGGCAAGUAAUAACGCUUCCCCUCUUGUCAACGGCAUACUCCGUACGCCUGAAAGAUACACCCCUACCAAAUCGGUGAGAUUCACCUCUUCCAAGAAUACUCAACCUGCUCAGAACACCCAACGCACUCUCCCUUUGGGUACUCGUAAACUCGAACAUCCGGGGUUUGAGGCCAUCACCUUCCGCAUCGUCAAGCGGAAGCACUCUGAUGUUGCUAGAGACCCUUCUAGGCCGUUUUGUGAGAUAAGCACGGAGUUGAACAGAGAAAAUGAUAUGCGUGCUCGUAUCUAUCACGCAGGAAAUGAUAAACCUCGUGCAUCCAGGAGAAAAACACCACGAAAUUCUGCCUACCGUUGUCCACCGCCGCCACCCAACACUCCUACAGGAUUAAGUUCCCAAGUGAACAUCGAAACCCUGGCAAUGGAGCUUCAUAGAGCGCUUAUGAAGAUAAAUACACCAUCUCCUUAUUCUCACCGCUCUCCUGCACCGCCUAAUAACACCCCUCCGAACCCCAAGCUUUCUACCGAAUCACCCUUCGCAUCAAUCGAUGACAGUUCACCUAUUCAACCUGUAUUCAUGUACUCCGUCACUCCUCCACCGACCGGAAGGAUGAUUGUUUCCAGCCAAGAAGCUUCUCAGCCAGGCCUGGAAUCUUCGCUCCGCUUCGAAUAG